AUGACAGACACAAGACGAAGAGUCAAGCUUUACGCUCUGAACGCUGACCGGCAGUGGGAUGACAGAGGAACGGGACACGUAUCGUCGUGUUAUGUAGAAAGAUUGAAAGGUACCUCAUUACUGGUAAGAGCAGAGUCAGAUGGCACACUUCUGCUAGAGAGCAAAAUACAACCUGACACAGCCUAUCAGAAACAGCAAGAUACUUUGAUAGUAUGGUCAGAAGGUGAUAAUUUCGAUUUAGCCUUAAGUUUUCAAGAAAAAGCUGGCUGCGAUGAAAUAUGGGAGAAAAUAUGUCAGGUGCAAGGUAAAGAUCCGUCUGUUGAAAUAACACAGGAUAUUGUGGAAGAGUCAGAAGAUGAACGGUUUGAUGAAAUGUCAGAUAGUGUACAGCCAGUGGAGUUGCCUGCAUGUGAAAUGGGUCGUCUGGAAGACAUAAGUGUAUUAGUGAACAGUUGCCUUGUGUCAACAGCUAGAAAAGAUAAAUUAGCUGCGGCCUUGGAAACACAACACUACAUCAAAAAACUACUAAAUCUCUUCCAUAUGUGUGAAGACAUAGAAAACAUUGAAGGAUUGCAUCAUCUCUAUGAAAUAUUCAAGAGUAUAUUUCUUCUAAAUAAAAAUACACUUUUCGAUACAAUGUUUGCCGAUGAUACUAUAUUUGAUGUAGUAGGCUGCCUAGAAUACGAUCCCAGCUUACCCCAACCCAAGAAGCACAGGGAAUACCUUAGAGAGCUAGCCAAAUUCAGAGAAGCCAUUCCUAUUAAGAAUAAGGAUUUGUUGGCAAAAAUACAUCAAACAUACAGAGUACAGUAUAUUCAAGAUAUAGUGUUGCCCACACCAACAGUGUUUGAGGACAAUCUGCUAAGCACAUUGUCCAGUUUUAUAUUUUUUAAUAAAGUAGAAAUAGUGAAACUAAUAGAAGAGGAUGAUAAGUUUCUAACAGAUUUAUUUAAAUUGCUUAUGGAUGAUAAGACUCCCGAUGUCAAAAGACGAGACUUAGUUCUAUUUUUAAAAGAGUUUUGUAAUUUUUCACAAAAUUUACAACCUCAAGAUAAAGAUGCUUUUUAUAAGACAUUAGUUUCAUUGGGUAUCCUGCCAGCUUUAGAAAUUACUCUAAGCAUAGAUGAUCAGAAGACCAAGACUGCAUCAAUAGAUAUUUUAACUUAUAUUGUGGAGUUUUCACCCUCAGUUGUAAGGGAUUACACGCUACAACAGGCUAAUAAUACUGAAGAGGAACAAAUGUUAUUAAACAUUGUGAUAGAACAAAUGCUCAGGGACCGAGACCCUGAGUUGGGCGGAGCAGUACAGUUAAUGGGUGUAUUGCGUAUCCUUCUCGAUCCUGAAAGUAUGCUGGCAUCUGUCAACAAAAGUGAAAAGGCAGACUUCCUAAAUUUCUUUUAUAAGCAUAGUAUACAAACACUCAUAGCUCCGUUACUUGAAAACACAACUGGAGAAAAGCCUUUAAAGGAAGAUUAUCAUACAGUGCAGCUACUUGGCUUAGUACUCGAACUGCUUUCAUUCUGUGUUGAACAUCACACAUACCAUAUUAAAACAUGCAUAUUAAAUAAGGACCUACUCCGUCGCAUACUGGUGCUUAUGAGAUCGACACACACAUUUUUAGUUCUCGGCGCAUUAAGGUUUAUGAGGAAAAUAAUUGCUCUAAAAGACGAGUAUUACAAUCGAUACAUUAUUAAGGGGAAUCUCUUCGCACCAGUUAUAGAUGCUUUCCUUAGGAAUAAUGGCAGAUAUAAUUUAUUAGAUUCUGCCAUAUUAGAGUUGUUCGAGUUCAUUAAGUUGGAAGAUAUUAAGUCAUUAUGUUCACAUGUUGUCGAAAACUAUGGAAAGAUCUUAGAAGACGUUGAAUAUGUACAAACAUUUAAGGCUUUAAAAACACGAUAUGAUCAACACCAGGAUAAAUUGAAGGAAAGAGAUAGAGUGAGCGGCAGCGUGGGGGUGGGCGAAGCGGUGGUGCCGUCGCUGCUGCGCUCGCGCUACCGGCGCGACGCGCGCCAGGCGGACGACGAGGAGGAGAUGUGGUUCAACGACGACGACGAGCUCGAGGACGACGCGCCGCUCGACGCGCAGCCGCACGCGCACCACGCGCACCACGCGCUCGACGCCAUCGGUAAAAUAGUUGAAAAGAAGGUAUGCUCGAGUACUGAAAACGUGAAUGGUCCCAGCAGAGUAUUGCUAAGCACAACAACAGCCAGCAAACCGACACACACCGACGUUCAGGUAUCCACGCCCAGAUUACUCAAUAAGGGGCUGGUGGACUACGACGGAGACUCGGACGAGGAAGAGGAGGGCGGGGGCAGCAGCGCCGCGGCGGACGAGCGCGACGCCAAGCGGCCGCGCCUCGCGUAGUGCUCGGGCCGCGCACGCGUCCGCCCUUUCAAGGAAUAUAACCGUCUCGCUCAGCUGUGCAGGGCUCCGUCGGAACUGGCCAGGUACCCAAUGCAGAUUUUUUAGAACUUGCCAGCGG
This is a messenger RNA of Melitaea cinxia (Glanville fritillary), 2482 nucleotides long. It is a transcript of the gene flfl, whose product is annotated as serine/threonine-protein phosphatase 4 regulatory subunit 3. Gene Ontology annotation, cellular component: nucleoplasm; protein phosphatase 4 complex. NCBI's taxonomy places the organism in Eukaryota, Metazoa, Arthropoda, Insecta, Lepidoptera, Nymphalidae. Gene Ontology annotation, molecular function: protein phosphatase activator activity. The transcript is spliced from 9 exons. The coding region runs from base 1 to 2364 and encodes 787 amino acids. Gene Ontology annotation, biological process: protein dephosphorylation; DNA damage response. The record is from RefSeq and is a predicted model, not a curated record.